This is a messenger RNA of Mizuhopecten yessoensis (Yesso scallop), 2245 nucleotides long. Its product is annotated as arsenite methyltransferase-like. NCBI's taxonomy places the organism in Eukaryota, Metazoa, Mollusca, Bivalvia, Pectinida, Pectinidae. The coding region runs from base 113 to 1291 and encodes 392 amino acids. The record is from RefSeq and is a predicted model, not a curated record. The transcript has 10 exons. Gene Ontology annotation, molecular function: methyltransferase activity.
UCACUAUUCAUAAAGACAUGUAUAGGGCUAGUUUUUGCGAGUGUGAGUAGGAUUUACCGACACUGAAUGUAUUCCUCAUGGCUUCUGCAUCGUCAUCUGAUAUUUGUCAGCCAUGAAUAAUGAUGAUUAUGGACAUAGAUGGCAGUACAGCAUUUUCAUUUUCAGGUUUUUGAGACACAAGGUCAGUAUGAUGAAUACUGCGACAGACGAUGCCUCAGUACGCGACAGUGUGAGAGACUAUUAUGGGAAGAGACUGAAGACAGUGGAUGACCUUCAGACUCAGGCAUGUGUGGCCCCUGGAAGAAAGGUUUCUAAAUCGUUAAAAGAAGCCAUAGACCUUGUUCACGAAGUUGUCUCUUCGAAGUACUAUGGAUGUGGGCUUGUAAUCCCAGAGAAGCUUGAAGGGAUGAAGAUUUUGGACCUUGGGAGCGGCAGUGGUCGUGAUUGUUUUGCACUCAGUAAGCUGGUUGGUCCUACAGGUCAUGUGACAGGAAUCGACAUGACAGAUGAACAGCUUGAUGUAGCCCGAGAGUACAUAGAAUAUCAUACAGAGAAGUUCGGCUAUAAGGAACCGAACAUUGACUUUGUAAAGGGUUACAUAGAGAAGCUAACAGAUGCAGGACUGCCAUCAGACCACUAUGACAUCAUCGUCUCCAAUUGUACGGUGAACCUGUCCACCGACAAGAAGGCUGUCCUGCAGGAGUCCUACAAUGUCCUCAAGGAAGGUGGGGAACUUUUCUUCAGCGAUAUCUACGCGGAUCGAACUUUGGAAGAGUCAAUACGCAAACACAAAGUAUUAUGGGGUGAGGGCUUUGGUGGAGCUCUAUGGUGGAAGAAGCUACAUGACCUGGCUAGUGAGACUGGCUUUAGCAAGCCUUACAUGGUCAGCACAUCACCUAUCCCCGUCGACCGGGAGGACUUCAAGGCAAUCGUAGGUGACACGAAAUAUGCAUCAGUGACCUACCGCUUGUUCAAGCUGCCAGUCAAAAGGAUUGAGGAUACCCAAGUGAUGUAUCAAGGGAACAUACCCGGCUUUGAGGAAGAGUACAAGUUUGAUUACAAAACUAAACUGCGGACCAAUGAUAUCAACUUGUUAGACGGAACAAUUGCAACAGCCCUCAAAUCAUCCAGGUUUUGUGAUGCGUUUGAUUUUCAACCACCAACAAAGAAAUCGUGUGGUACAUCAACCUGUUGUGCAGACUCGCAGCUCGAAGACCCGUUUGUAUACUUGGAACAGAGAAAGAAGAAGAGAGAAGUUGUGAUCCCGAUAGUGUGUCCAGCAAGACCAUGAUGUUAGAGUCGGAUCAACGUUAACGUGUUGAUGAAAUCCCGGUGCUUUUUAACAUAGCCAGAAUUGGAGAUACAUUUUCUCAGACAAUGUGCAGAAUGAUUAAAUACCGCUAUUCAUUUGGUACUGUCUUCAACGUUUUAUGAAAAAAAUCAAAUUAUUGAAAAUCAUUUAUGUGAUACAUGUCUUUUGAAGUGACUGAAAUAUUGAAAACAUGUCAAAAAUAUUUUUGUGAUAAUUCAUCGCCUACUGUACUGAUUUAACAUUAACUACUCAUAAAAUCUUUUAUCACUAUCUUAAAUAUUUCUGGUGACCAAGACGAAAGGAAGGAACCCAAUAUCUUUCUAUGAUGUAAAAACGAAUAUAAUAAAGAAUCAUUCACAAACUGUUCUUUACAAUAUCUGUUCUAUCAGCUGAAAGAGAAAAUGAUUAGAACACAAAAACUAUAGCCUUUAUAGUGGAGCAAUAGACAAUACAUUGCCUUUAUCGGGAUUGUCGAAAGCGUAAAUAGAUAAAAACAAAAGUAAAAAUCAUUAUUGGUCAACUGCACAUAUAUUUUAUGUCUAAUACAGCAUAAGAAUAACAUAAAAAUUUUGCUUCCACAUUGAUAUAAUGUAGUUUCAGACAGGGAAUGCAAUCAUAUAUAAACUUGUAUCACAACCAUGUAAACAGAUAAUAUCACAAGACAGUGCACGUGUCAUAUUCCAGAUCACACUGUACAUUAAUGUAAUACGCUGUUCUUGUAUAUACAUGUAUUGUAUGACAUUGUUUCAUCAUCAUCAUCAUCAUCAUCAUCAUCAUCAUCAUCAUCAUCAUCAUCAUCAUCAUCAUCAUCAUCAUCUACCUGGACAAGAAUUAUCUCCGUGUGGGGAUAGUGUAAUGAUGUACUAUCAUAAUGUAGGUGUAUAACAUUGUGUAAUGCUGUACUAUUAUACUGUACAUGUAUAAUACUGUGUA